AUGGGCAAAGAAAUAACGUCCUUCCCUCUUCCGAGUAUCGACGAAACAUACGACGACACCGAGGGCGAGGCUAGGGAGAUAAUCGAGGAGUCCAAUAUCCAGGUCGACGUGGCAGACACUUCUCUAGCAUCCUCCCUUAACGCGGAGCAGAGGUCCGCCUACGAUGAGAUACUGGCAGCUGUUGACAGCGGUGCUGGAGGAGUGUUUUUUGUUGAUGGGCCAGGAUGCACCAGGAAGACUUUCUUGUAUAGGGCCUUGCUUGCUAAGCUCCGAGGUGAGAGAAAGAUAGUAGUGGCUACAGCAACUGCGGGUAUCGCAUCUUCCAUCAUGCCGGGAGGGAGGACCGCGCACUCGAGGUUCAAGAUACCCCUGACCAUUGAUGACGGCGCAUCAUGCAGCUUCACAAAACAGAGUGGCACGGCCAAGCUGCUAUUGAAGGCUUCUCUUAUCAUAUGGGACGAGGCCACAAUGACCAAGCGGCAGGCGAUCGAGGCAUUAGACAACAGCAUGCGCGACAUCAUGGGCCAACGAGACCGGCCGUUCGGGGGGAAGAAUGUCGGUUCGGCGGUGACUUCAGGCAGGUGCUUUCGGUUGUGA
This is a messenger RNA of Brachypodium distachyon (stiff brome), 597 nucleotides long. RefSeq lists its product as uncharacterized. The transcript has a single exon. The coding region runs from base 1 to 597 and encodes 198 amino acids. Gene Ontology annotation, biological process: telomere maintenance; DNA repair. Lineage: Eukaryota; Viridiplantae; Streptophyta; Magnoliopsida; Poales; Poaceae. Gene Ontology annotation, molecular function: DNA helicase activity. The record is from RefSeq and is a predicted model, not a curated record.